CGUCAGCCCAGUUUUUUUACCGACAUGUCGCGACCAGACGAUCGAGGACAUUCGUCGUCGCCUCAGUCUAUCAGGAUAGACAUGGACCACUCUCUCAGGAGGGAAGAUGGUGGCCCCAGGCGGUCACCGACAAUGAUGAGGGCGUUUGAUGAUGAGGAUGCUCGCGAGAGACAGAGGCAAAUGGAUGUGGACUCCGCUCUUCAGCUCUCGCGAUCACGAAGCACCACACUUCCCAUUCCUGGCCAGCAGCAAUCGCAUUCUAUUUUAAGCCAUAGCUUGUCAUCUGGUCCAUCUCCAAACUCUCCACCUCUUCGGGGUGGCAUGGGUCUGAUGGACCACGACUUCCCCACCCUUUCGGAAGCGGAGGAGCGAGACAUGCAGCUGGCUCGAGGUGGCAACGGGGGCAUGGGUCCCUCACUCGCAGAUUAUCCAUAUCGUGAUGAACCAGAAGCAUCUGAUAUCAACCCAGAUGUUAUACAUACUGACCCACUUGAUGCCGAGCCUCCGCCGCAUCUCGGUGGUCACUCAACUAUCUUGCACCACGACCUCCGUGUCAACUUUCACGACCCGAUGCUCGACCCGCCUCCAGUACGCCGCCGUAACACGUUGACGGUUCCAUAUAGCCCUCAUGACCCCGUUAUCGGAAGCUUGGGGACACAUGACCCCCCUGCUGCUGGAUACUCAAACAACUUAUUAGAAGACCAAUCAUUUGAACACACCAAUGCCGUGUCUCAAGACGUCACGUCGAGGCCGGAGGUGUUUCGCUAUUCAGAAGCUACUGCAUCCCACCACCAACUUUUGAGCACCAAUCCGCCUGUCUAUCAACCCGCCUAUCGUUCGAAUUUCGACUACUCCCUUAUCGAGCGGUUCGCAGCCCAGGAACGAGCAGCUAGGAGUGCUGCAAGGGGCGUGAAUGGAAGCGCGAUGGGAGCGGAAAUACGACGCCGACUAGCAGAAUCAAGCGUUACAGCUCCUAAAGAGUCAGGGGAUGAUGCUUUUAGAGUUCAGAAAAACAUGACUAUUGCCGAAGGAGAUCUCGUUGGAAACACUGGCGACAAUAUCGGCCAAGAGACUCCCGAUGGUUUCCUAGUCAACUCAUCCCCUGCCCUGGAGGAGGGAUUUGUCCAGAAACGACAGCGGAAAUUGAGUCAGUCGAACCCAAAUCCUCGGCGGCAAGCGAAGCUGGCAAUGUUCGAAGGAGGGGUCGGGCUUCCUCUGACUUCCCAGCCAACCCCUCCCUCUCACCUUGCCCCUGGCGGCGCCUCCCCGGGCACUUAUGGUGUUUCAAGCGCCCGAGCGAACUUCUUUGGCCACUCCCAUCGCUCUGGGACGGUUGACUCUGCCCACGAUCGCCCUUACAGGUUUUCAUUUUACUCCAAUGCCAUGGCUCAGACUAUCCAUGCACGAAGCUUAAGUGAGAUCCCAGCAGAAGGACAAUCGUUCGAAGAUCUCUUCUUCGGGAGGUCGAACCAGGCCAAUGUGCCCAGUGAUCAAGAAACACCCUCAUCUGGUGGUAUUUCCACCGCCCUACAUCCCAAUGGAAUGCCGAAUAGUUUCAAUGCUUCUAUUUCCUCACACCCCACCCCCUUGAAUGGACGACCUGUUCGCUCUGGGAUGCCGGCGGAGGCGAGUCAACCAAAACCGAAAGAAGGAUUGUUCUCAAAACAUCCUGGUCGCACUGAGGGCCAUUCAUCCCCUGCUCCUGGUGGUGCGAUAGAUGAUGACCAGGACCGUUAUACAUGGUGGUUGGAUGUCCUUUCUCCUACCGACGAUGAGAUGAAGAUGUUCAGUGGAGUUUUCAAUAUUCACCCUUUGACUACGGAAGAUAUUUUGAUGGAGGAAGCUCGCGAGAAGAUUGAGUUGUUCCGUAACUAUUACUUUGUAUGCUUUCGUGGAUUCGACCAAGACGUUUACAGCCCUACUCAUCUGGAACCAUUAAACAUGUACAUUGUCGUCUUCCGAGAAGGCGUGCUUUCUUUCCAUUUCAGACCCUCGCCUCAUCCUCAAAGUGUCCGCCGGCGGAUUAAACAACUGCGGGAUUACAUUAAUGUAACCGCGGACUGGAUCUCCUACGCUCUUAUAGACGACAUCACUGACGCUUUCGGACCACUCAUUCAAAACAUUGAAUAUGAAGUGGACAGUAUCGACGAAUUGGUAUUGAUCCUGAAAGAUGCCGAGCAGACGGACAUGUUACGGCGCAUUGGAACGUGCCGAAAGAAAGUUAUGGGUUUGUUGAGGUUGAUGGGUAACAAAGCAGACGUUGUUAAAGGACUCGCCAAGAGAUGCAACGAGAAUUGGAGCGUGGCGCCGAAAUCUGACAUCGGACUAUAUCUGUCGGACAUUCAGGAUCACUUGGUGACCAUGACACAAAACUUGAACCAUUAUGAAAAAAUCCUAUCGCGUUCCCAUUCCAACUAUCUCGCCCAAAUUUCCAUCGAGAUGACGGACGCUAAUAACCAAAUAAAUGACGUGUUGUCAAAGCUAACGGCCCUUGGUACUGUUCUUAUUCCGAUGAAUCUUAUCACGGGCCUGUGGGGCAUGAACGUCCACGUUCCAGGCCAGGAUGUGGCAGUUGGUUACACUUGGUUCCUAUCCAUCAUAGGCGGUUUAGUUGGUUUCGGAAUCAUCGGAUUCUUUGCUGCAUCCAAGUUACUUGUGUCGCGGUAAUCAUUGCUGCUUGGUCUUGCUGACCUGACGAGUGUAUUUACCGGUCCUCAGCUAAAUCCUUUAUUCUGACAUUAGGCAUAUUGCAAUACAAACAUAGGCGAUGUGUACACUAAAUCCCUUGGUUCGACAGAAUAAUGUUGUUAGCAAAAUUAUAUAAAGAAGAAAAACAGAGAUUCAAAGAGUG
Molecule: messenger RNA, 2851 nt
Organism: Cantharellus anzutake
Lineage: Eukaryota; Fungi; Basidiomycota; Agaricomycetes; Cantharellales; Hydnaceae
Exons: 9
Coding region: 25-2667 (880 amino acids)
Biological process (GO): magnesium ion transmembrane transport; intracellular magnesium ion homeostasis
Cellular component (GO): plasma membrane
Molecular function (GO): magnesium ion transmembrane transporter activity
Source: RefSeq, a predicted model, not a curated record